Molecule: messenger RNA, 2366 nt
Organism: Magallana angulata
Lineage: Eukaryota; Metazoa; Mollusca; Bivalvia; Ostreida; Ostreidae
Product: kin of IRRE-like protein 1
Exons: 14
Coding region: 67-2124 (685 amino acids)
Biological process (GO): cell-cell adhesion
Cellular component (GO): cell-cell junction
Molecular function (GO): cell adhesion molecule binding
Source: RefSeq, a predicted model, not a curated record
AGAUACAACCUGACGGGAUCAUCGGAGUUUGCGGUGCUUGGGGAGGCCUUUACAUGGACAUGUGAUAUGUUUGUACCACCUGGGUACACUUCAAAUGCUGUGAAGUUUUUCAGAGACAACAAAUUAUGCGUCGUUAUUGCAAACACAAAUGCAGCGUGUGCGACUCAAAGUGAUAACUGUGAAUACAGUUAUAAAUGUGUGUCGGAGUCAAUGUUCAGUUUAACUAUACCAGCAGAGAAUAUGACAGAGUAUGAAAAUGGAUCAAAAUGGCGAUGUGAUUAUGUGGUCAAUGUAGCUGGAAAUGCUAGCCCACAAAUCGUUCUUAAUAUAGCAAUUGAUGUCCAUAAUGUUUCCUUAAUCCCGAGUGACAAGCCACUGACAAUAAGCGAACAUAAAUUGAUUGAAGUCCUGUGUGAAGUCAACAGAAAUGCAUUCCCUGCUCCUCUAAUCACUUGGUAUCUUGAUUCUACUAUCAUCACAGCCAUAGAAGGAUCACAUGAAACCUCAAUUACUUUAGUUGGAAACAGAACAGACAACAUGAAGACGUUACUAUGUACAGCUUCAAACAUGAACAAAAGAACAGUGAACGCAAGCACAACACUGAAUGUAGAAUACCCUCCAAUAGUAAAUGCACUGUCUAAUCAAAACACAAUAGAAGGAGGAGACUUAACAGUCAACUGUACAGCCACCCCAGGGAAUCCUAGUGCUACCACGUUCUACUGGACCAAGGUAGACAACCAAGGUUUCAGACAGAAUGGCGCCAUCUUACAGUUAUACAACACACAGAGAACCAGUUCUGGUACAUACAAGUGUACAGCAGAAAACAACUACAGUAAUGGAAAGAAGGGGACACAUAGUCUGUUAAUGGUCAUCGAUGUUCUAUACCCACCAGUGGUAAAUGCGCUGUCUAAUCAAAACACAAUAGAAGGAGGAGGCUUAACAGUCAACUGUACAGCCACCCCAGGGAAUCCUAGUGCUACCACAUUCUACUGGACCAAGGUAGACAACCAAGGUUUCAGACAAAAUGGCGCCAUCUUACAGUUAUAUAACAUACAGAGAACCAGUUCUGGUACAUACAGAUGUACAGCAGAAAACAACUAUAGUAAUAAAGAGAAGGGAAUGCAUAGUCAGUCCAUGGUCAUCAAUGUUCUAUACCCUCCGACAGUUAAUGCACUGUCUCGACAAGACAUGAUAGAGGGAGGAAAUCUAUCAGUCGACUGCCUGGCCACACCUGGGAAUCCAAGCUCUACAACAUUCUACUGGACUAAGGAAGAUGACCCAGAGUUCAGACAGAACGGAUCCAUUAUACAGUUAUAUACAAUACAACGGAACAGUUCUGGUACUUUCAAAUGUACAGCAGAAAAUGUGUACUAUGAUGAGGAGAAGGGAAUACACAGACGUACCAUGGUCAUAAAUGUCCAAUACCCACCAGUGGUAAAUGUGCUGUCUAAUCAAAAUAUAAUAGAAGGAGGAGACUUAACAGUCAACUGUACAGCCACCCCAGGGAAUCCUACUGCUACCACGUUCUACUGGACCAAGGUAAAUAACCCAGAAUUCAGACAGAAUGGUUCCACCUUACAGUUAUACAACACACAGAGAACCAGUUCUGGUACAUACAGAUGUACAGCAGAAAACAUCUUUAUGAAUGGAGAGAGGGGGACAGACAGUCAGUCUUUCGUCGCCAGUGUACGAUAUACAUCUGACCCGGGGGUCGCUGUGGUUGCAGGAAGUGUAGGAGGGACUAUAACAGUAAUUGUUAUUGUCAUCUUCACAGUGAUUCUUGUUUACCGAAGAUAUUAUUCUCACUCCGAGCAACAGAAAAAAGACAAGAAUACGAUUGUCACAACAAAUGAGGGCACAUCUAAUUACACAACCCUAGAAGGACAUGAAAGCAGAGAACGAAAUGAAUAUGAUAAAUUGGAAAAAAGCAAAGCUACCAACCGCUACGCAGAUAUUUUAUCAACCGAAAAUAAAGAAAAGAAUACAAUUACAUAUGAAAAUUUGCAAAGACCUGUUGAUGCGAAAGUUACCGAGUAUUACAACUUGCAGAACAUGGAUGGGGAAUGCGUUUUUAAGAUAUCCUUGGAGGAACCGGGCGGUCAUUUUUACGAAAACACGUUUUAAUAAGUUAUCUGUGUCUUAUGCAAAUGUUUUCUUAAAACAGAUGUAAUUUGUAUUCUAACUGGUAUUCUUAUAUUAUAUCAUAUAAUAUUCUCCAAUUGAUUUUACAGUUUAUUAAACAAUACUAGCAUAAAAAAUAUGAACUAAUUAUUCUUUUUUUUCAUUUAUGUUAUUUUCAUACAUUAUAGAUCGAUUUUGCAAUGUAUAUUCCCAUACAUUUAUCAAUUACUGUUUUUAUGAAUUUU